AUGUCCACGGUGUCCGCAGGCGGUCGUCGUGGUCCGCCCAAGGACUUCCGCGGCCCACCCAGAGGUGAUCUCAGGCUGAUUAAACCUCGAGGGCGAGGCUAUUCCCAGUCUGAUGUAGGCGAACCAUGCAUUCCACGCUUUUCAGCAGUGGCCAGCGAGGGAGUAAAGAUGGCCCUACCUCCGGAAGAAUACGGCGAGAAUACCACUGUAUUGACGGGUGUAACCAGUGAACAUUCGUACAGUGGCGAUGAUCGGCCCAUUUAUGAGCCGCCCAUGGGACGCGUUGUUAGCAGAAGAUGCUCAAGAAUGCUGUGGUUGUGUGCAGCCGGUUUAAUAUCAUUGUUAGCUCUUAUCUCAGCACCUCUGAUGUGUUCAUUACCAAUAGCCAUGAACUAUGUAGGAUAUCAUUAUCCCCAGAUUACUUGUGAAGUCGAUUGUCAAGGGUACUUGUUGUUAGUAGCGAUUAAAUCUCUGUUACUUGUUGUUGCUUUAUGGGCUCUUUACUGGCGACGUGCAGCCGCCGAUCUACCACGUCUGUACUUUGCUCGAGCAGCCCUGUGCUUUUUUGUAUUGUUCAUACUGUUCGCCUUUUGGUUAUUCUAUACAGUGCGAAUCUUCUUAGAACGGCAUAGUAACUACACCUACGUGAUUACCUAUGCUCUUUCCUUACUGGAUGCUUUACUGUAUACGCAUUACAUCUCUGUAAUUGUUCUGGAGUUACGACGUAUACGUCAGGAAUACAUCAUUACAAUUGUUCGAGAUCCUGAUGGAGAAUCAAAGACGAUGCCUAUUGGUAUGAUGUCUUUGCAAGAGGCCGCCAUCCAAGUUCUACGUUUUCACGAAACUCAUUUCCCUUCGUAUAACGUUUUUCUUGACAGGGCACGUCAAUCAAGUCACCGUUUACGAAAUGCCUCACAGCCACCCGGGUUCAAAAUGUAUGAUAUCGAAGGGAUUGGAGGUGGAACGACAGAAAUCAGCCAGAGCAACCUGCGCGCUCUCAUGGAAGCAACAUCCAGACGCCGCAAUACCAAUCACAACGAUAUCCUACAAGAAGAAUGCGAAUGGGAAAGACGAAUUAAAAAGCGAAAAUAUCGUUUGAUCGCUUCGGCAGAAGAGGCGUUUGCUCAAGUUCAGAGCAUCGUCGAUAAUCAAAUUGGAAAUAAGAAUUUCUGUGAUGCCAUGGAUUCAACUACGGCAGCUCAGGGUGUUUUUGCAUGUAUAAUGCGUCCAUUGAACAAAUAUUUAAGACAGACAAGACAACAACCUCGACAUCCCGCUGAAGCAGUAACGCAUCAUAUUGAAAGAUGCCUAAGCAUGCGAAUGAGCUACAGGACGUUUUUGCAGCGGUUCUUCAGCGAUCGAUUUCCUGCAAAAGACAUUGUCACCGAAUCAAAGUGGUCUAUUAUUUCUGACGAACAGGCGUCAAUUUCUAUUCAGCACGGAACAACAUUUCUACUUCGAUCGCAUAAUAAGGAAGAUGAUGCAGGCGUGCAGCUUCUGUGUACUGUAAGUUCCCUACCGUUCUUCAACCUCACUGAACAACAACGAUCCGCAAACAACAAAUUUGCUCUGAAAAUCAGGAACGAGUCGUCAGUAUAG
Molecule: messenger RNA, 1599 nt
Organism: Haemonchus placei
Lineage: Eukaryota; Metazoa; Nematoda; Chromadorea; Rhabditida; Trichostrongylidae
Source: the annotation of a GenBank genome assembly